GAGAGGGGGAGCCAGUGAACCAACGAGUCAGAGCGAGUAAGCAUGGGAGCCAGAGUAGUAAAGAGAGCCUGAUGCACGCAGUUUUGAAGGGGAGAGAAAAGAGACACGCAGAGAAAGAAGAAGAGGAGAAACAAGAAGAGCAGCUGAGGGAGGAAGCUCCAGUGUGUCAACUCCAACACUCUUUUCAUCCCCACUGUUAAUUCAUCAUCUGGCAACUAGGAGACAUCUGUAUACUGGCCGGUAACAAUGGUUUCCUGGCUGCUGUUUCUUCUUCUCUUCUGCUUCACCAGCACGGGGAGCUCUGCGGUGUUCACCCAACAACCCACAGACCUGGUUGUGGUGGCGGGACACCCGGUGACCCUGCCCUGCACCAUCCCCGGGUACCACGGCAUGGUGCUGUGGCUGCGGGAUGGCAUGGCCCUGGGAGUUAACAGGGAUAUUUCAGGUUACCCACGGUAUGACAUCAUUGGAGACCACAGUAAAGGAGAAUACCACCUCCUGAUCCAGCGAACAGAGAUUCAAGAUGAUGCUUUCUUCGAGUGCCAGGCCAUCCAGGCGGCCAUCAGGUCCCGCCCCGCCCGCCUCACUGUGCUGGUUCCUCCUGAUGACCCGGUGAUCGUGGGGGCCCCGGUGAUGAGUUUACGGGCCGGUGACCAUUUCAACCUCACAUGUCACGCAGACAACGCCAAACCUGCUGCGUCUAUCAUCUGGAUCCGCAACGGGCUGGUCCUGAGUGGAGCCAUGUACUCAAAGACCUUGUUGCGGGAUGGUAAGAGGGAGAGCACCGUCAGCACCCUCUACCUGUCUCCCUCCAACAUCGAGUCGGGGCAGCAGAUCACCUGCCGCGCCUCCAACAAAGCCGCCCCCAACGGCAAGGAUGCUACUGUCACUAUCGAUAUUCAGCACCUUCCGAUCGUAAACCUCACCGUGGAUCCACAGCCCGUUUUGGAGGGAAAUCUGAUCAAAUUCCACUGUGCCGCCAAAGCCAACCCACCUGUCCUCUACUACAGAUGGGCUAAAGGCAUUAACGGGAUUUUAGACGUACAUGGUGACACCUAUGAGGUCGUUGUGGAUCACUCUUUCUUCACGGAGCCUGUUUCCUGUGAGGUCACCAACGCGCUGGGCAACACCAACAUCAGCCGGAACGUGGACGUCUACUUUGGGCCCCGGAUGGCGGCGGAGCCUCAGUCUCUGCAGGUGGACCUGGGAUCUGAUGCGGUUUUUAACUGUGCAUGGACAGGAAACCCCUCUCUGACCAUUGUUUGGAUGAAACGUGGCUCAGGAGUGGUGCUUAGCAACAAGAGUACUCUGACAAUGAAAGCAGUAAAGCAGGAGGAUGCUGGGAAGUAUGUGUGUCGGGCCGUGGUCCCCAGAGUGAACGCCGGGGAGAAGGAGGUGACGCUCACUGUGAAUGGUCCUCCCACCAUCUCCAGCACCCAGACUCAGCAGGUGCUCUACGGAGAGAAGGGUCAGAUCAAGUGCUUCAUCCGCAGCACCCCUCCUCCCGACCGCAUCGCCUGGUCCUGGAAGGAGACGGUCUUAGAGUCGGGGACGUCUGGACGCUACACCGUGGAGACAGUCAGUACUGAUGAGGGAGUGAUCUCCACUCUGACCAUGAGCAACAUCGUCCCCGCUGACUUCCAGACCAUCUACAACUGCACCGCCUGGAACAGCUUCGGCUCCGACACAGAGAUCAUCCGACUGAAAGAACAAGAGACGCUGCGGCUGGCGGUCAUCAUCGGGGUGGGGGUGGGGGCCUUCCUCGCCCUCUCCAUCCUCCUGGGGACCCUCGGCGCCUACUGCUGCACCCGAUUCCAGCGGAAGGAUGUCCAUCUGGUCAUGUCUUCUCUUCCCGUGUCUCUUUCGCGCCAGAGGGAUGUGAAACCAGAGAGUCUCAAAGGAGCGGGUAAAGUCAAAAAUGACAUUCGAGUGGAGAUCGUCCACAAGGAUCACAACGCAGCGCGGGAGAGCGAGGAACACACGAGCAUCAAACAGAUGAUGAUUGAGCGCGGGGAAUUCCAGCAGGAGCCCGUGCUGAAGCAGCUCGAGGUUCUCCAGGAGGAAGAGAAGGAGUUCCAGCACAUCAAGGACCCCACCAAUGGCUACUACAGUGUCAACACCUUCAACGAGAACCAACCCACCCCCACUAUGGCCCUGGCCCAGAGCCAGACUCCCGACUUAGUCCGAAGCCCCCCUGUUGGAACUAUGACCUUGGGCAAGCAGCGGGUGCCCACCGGCAUGUCCUUCACCAACAUCUACAACACCCUGGGGGCCACGCCCAACCGCCUGUACGACUACAGCCAGCGUUUCGUCCUGGGCAUGGGCAGCAGCUCCAUCGAACUGUGCGAGCGGGAGUUCCAGCGCAGCUCCCUGAGCGACUCCAGCUCCUUCAUCGACACGCAGUGUGACAGCAGCGUCAGCAGCUACAGCAAGCAGGAAGGCUACGUGCAGUUUGACAAGGACAGCAAAACCUCCGCCUCGUCCUCCUCCCACUACUCCCAGUCCUCCUCUCAGAACUCAGACCUCACCAGGCCUCUGCAGAAACGCAUGCAGACCCACGUCUAACCGUUUUUGGGGGCUUGAACAGGAUGAUGAGGAUGGAAGUGAUGUUCCAAAGAGCCAUUUUACCUACACAGAUGAAGGGUGUUGUUCCAGUGCUCAAUUGGUAUUACACCAGUGGGACAUAAUGUGAAUUGUAGAUGCCAACUUUUGACUUGAUGAACCUGCUGGAAUCAAAGUGCGAUUUCUUAUUAUGAGCCAUCAACAAAAAAAAAUAUUGACAAUCAUUUGUCUGUUUUUCUGCUCAUAAGAAAAAAAUCUGCAGCUUGCUGCAGUUCUCAUUUUCUUUCAUUCCACAGACUACCUGAACAUAAGCACCUAGGGGCAGCGGUAUUGUUGGACAAAAAACUAAAAGAAGUAACAAGCAAGUUUUUUUUAUUAAUGAGAAAACUCUGGGUGUUGUGAGCUCAGCUGCUGUAUUGUUAAAAUCAGAAAAUGGCUUUUCUUCUGAGUACCUUGGAAGGAAAAAAAGGAUAUGAGCUGGCACAGCAGUAAAACCUGUUAUAUGUCACUCAUUUCCUGUACAUCAGUUACCACAACAACCACGGUUAUUGCUAGCUGUAUUAGAAAUGGAUUCCUCUUUUGUAAAUGUCCUGUACAUUGUUUUAGCUCUUUAACGGCUACUAUUUUUCAGACAUUGUGAUAUUUUCCUUGCCUUUCAGUGUAUGCUAUGCGAUGGAUAAUUUAUCAUCAACUGAUCACAGAAUGCAUGGAGAAAUGGACAUGUCAUCUUUCUCAAACACACGAAGGCAACUCCCCCCGCCCUCCCCUCUUGCCUCCUAAAAGACCGUAAGAUGUUUACAAGUGUAGUAAAAGGGUAUUGAGGUCUGUAAUUUUCCCAUUUAAUGUGAGACACUUGCAGUUUGUGUGUGUGCUGUAUCUCUGGGAAGCACUUUCUAGCUGCCAGAGCAGGUUUGUCACGUCCAUUCAUUUGCUGAUAUUGUGUUGUUUACACUAGAGCUCUGUAAAACCCAGCAUUUUGUGUACUGUGUUUUGACUACCGAAUGACAAAGGGGAAAGAUACAUUGAGAUUCUUGCCAACUGACAUUUCUGAUCUUCUGGGGACUUUGAUGCCUGCUGUUUUAAGUGAGGCAGAAUGCUAGAGCUGGACGCUAAAUGCUAAUAUACCUUUGAAGGCUGACAAUGAGACUGCUGCACUCAAGAACAAUGAAAAAAGGAUGUGCAAACUCAUGUACGACCAGAAACAUCAAUAUUUCAAUGAAGAAAUUAAUACAAGUCUGUCUGGAAUAAUUGUGAGUGCCUGGGCAUUUUAAUAGGCUAUCAGUCAAAGCAGCCACUCAAUAGAGCGGGGCAGUGAUUUUUGUAGGCCGACCCCAAAGUUAGCAUCUCAAGGUCUCCCACGAUAAAUCUAUUGUAUUUUGGAAUAUUGCGGAAAUAAAAUCUGUGGUUUUGGUUCUCUUGUUCAGCCGGAUAAUCUCCAAAUAUGGACACUGCUUUAUAUUUUUGAAGCUUAAAUGUAAUCAACAGAUGUGAAAGCUAACGGCUAUAAGCAAACUACAUUACAUUCCCAUGGCUGCGCAUAAUCUCUUAAUCUACUGUAAACCACAGACCUUAUUUCAUACAUCCAGCUAAAAACAUGUUAAAAUAAUGUGGACUUUGAGACGAGGGAGCCGUAAAAAGGCAAAAAAAUGUAUUUCUGCACCACUUUCUGAAAUCAUGCUGUUACCAUAGACUGUAUCUGGCUGAUACAAAUGAAGGGAAACUUCAGCGUGACACAGCAUAGAAACAGGCAAACAAGAAGGUUAAAUAUUGUCAGUAAUCAAUGUACAUGGAGUAAAGAAAGCACAAAAUAGUACAUUGCAUUUCCACUCAUGAUCUACCAAUGAAUAUAACAGAAAAGCAUGGGUUGAUGUACUAAGUUGUACUAAGCACUUAAACAAUAAAUGUAUUCGGCUCACUCUUACUGUGUGAUACAAUGAACCUUACAUUUGGGGAUUUAUGUUGUGAACAUACAUUACUGUACAGAAAGAAAUAUGUUGUGCCAACAUUGUGUUUUGAUUAAAGAACAUUAAAUAUACCUCAAUGCUA
Messenger RNA from Gymnodraco acuticeps, 4608 nucleotides. It is a transcript of the gene kirrel3a, whose product is annotated as kirre like nephrin family adhesion molecule 3a. The record is from RefSeq and is a predicted model, not a curated record. NCBI's taxonomy places the organism in Eukaryota, Metazoa, Chordata, Actinopteri, Perciformes, Bathydraconidae. The coding region runs from base 247 to 2565 and encodes 772 amino acids. Gene Ontology annotation, biological process: synapse assembly; cell-cell adhesion. Gene Ontology annotation, cellular component: cell-cell junction. The transcript is spliced from 16 exons. Gene Ontology annotation, molecular function: cell adhesion molecule binding.